AUGUCAUCGACUUUGCACAAUGCCAUCGUUAUCCGUGAGCAUUUGGCUAAAAACGAAACGAAUACCAUCCAACAACCACCGAAUUCAACUGAUUUGGCUCCCUGCGAUUUUUUCCUAUUCGGUCGACUCAAGAAACCGCUCCGCGGAACACGUUACGGCACCCGAGAUGAGGUCAUGGAAAAAUCGAAGAUGGCUCUGAUAGCUCAAAAUUAUACAUUACGAGGGAGGCCACAAAGAGGUGACAUUGGGGGACCACCCAGUGGAGACGAAAAUGACGAAUUUGAAUAUGACGCUGGAACUCCAGGAAUUGCAGGUCCAAGGGGUCAAACUGGAUUUCCGGGCAUUGAAGGUCUUUUGGGUCAAAAAGGUGACAAGGGUGAUCCUGGACCUCAAGGACCACGAGGAAACAAAGGAGAUAGGGGUAUGACUGGAGUUCCUGGAUAUCCCGGAAUCAAUGGUGUUCCAGGAGCCCAGGGUCCUCCAGGCAAUCCAGGUCUACCUGGUCGUGACGGAUGCAAUGGAACAGACGGUUUCCCAGGUCUUGAUGGACGUCCCGGGGAACCAGGUCCAAGAGGUCUUCCUGGAGCUCCAGGGCCCAAGGGAGAUAAGGGACAGUCAGCUUAUGUAGGAGUGAUUCCUGUUGGAGAAAAGGGAGAACCUGGACUUGAUGGAGUUCGAGGUCCUCCUGGAAAUCCGGGACCAGAAGGACCCCGAGGUCCUCCUGGUGUCAAAGGAGAACGUGGACAAUACGGUGCACCGGGACCUGCGGGACCAAAAGGAGAUAAGGGUCAUAUGGGGCUUGGAUUCGAAGGACCUAAAGGAGACAAGGGCCAGAAGGGUCCACCUGGACGUUCUGCCCCUAUUUUAGAAGUUACUGGAAAUCCAGCUUCUUCGAAAGGCACGCCUGGAGAACCAGGGCCAAAAGGAGAUAGAGGUGAUAGAGGAUCGGAAGGACCAAUAGGAGAACCAGGUCCUGCAGGAGAUUAUGGAAUACCUGGAGUCGCUGGAAUGAAAGGAGAAAAGGGCCUUCCUGGAGCUCCAGGAGUUCGAGGUAGGGAUGGAUUUUCUGGUCCACCAGGUUCUAUUGGUCUCAAGGGUGACAGAGGUUACGAUGGAUUACCUGGACUUCAAGGACGGGAUGGAGCGAAAGGAGAACCAGGAAACGAUGGACCUAUGGGGAUUUCUGGUAUUAGAGGUCCCCCAGGACCACCUGGCGGUGGUAAAGGAAGACCUGGACCACCAGGCGAGAAAGGACCUCGGGGAUUCCCAGGUCCUGUUGGACCUAGAGGCUCGGAUGGAUUCCCAGGAACACCCGGAAUUAGAGGACCGAUUGGUAAUCAAGGAGGUCCUGGAAUUCCAGGAAUACCUGGUCCUGAGGGACGUCCAGGUGAAAAGGGAACGAAAGGAGAAUCUGGUCUACCUGGUUUUCCUGGUGAAAUUGGACCUCGCGGAUUUGAUGGACCUCCAGGUCCUGCUGGACUCAGAGGACCUGUUGGAGAAAAAGGACUUUCGAUCAUGGGACCAAAAGGUUUGGAUGGUUUUCCUGGAAAUGAUGGGGCCAAGGGACAAAAGGGAGAAAGAGGUUAUCAGGGUGUGAGAGGACGUCCUGGAGAUUCUUUGGAAGGAAUACCUGGCUCUCCUGGAGCCCCUGGAAGAAUUGGAGAAACUGGACCAAGAGGAAAAGAUGGUAUGCCUGGAUUCCCGGGCAUACCUGGAGCAAAAGGAGACAUUGGAGGACGUUGUCAAGAUUGUAGACCUGGAUAUCCUGGUGUUAAGGGAGAGAGAGGAUUGGAUGGACUUCCUGGAGUUCCAGGACUUCGAGGCCCAGCUGGAGAACUUGGACCACCUGGUGAACCUGGAAUUGAUGGAAAUCCUGGACUUCAAGGACCUCCGGGACUUCCUGGAAAAGAUGGUUUGCCAGGAGUGCCAGGAGCACAAGGAGAACCGGGUACACCAGCACAUGUUUCGCUAAGCCAACUAAAACUGGAAAAGGGUGAUAAGGGAAUUCGAGGUGAUACUGGUCGAGUAGGUCCUUUCGGUCCCGAAGGACCUCCUGGAGAAAAAGGGCAACAAGGUUUCGCCGGAUUCCCUGGUACCAAAGGAGACGCUGGUGACCGGGGAUUCCCUGGACUAGAUGGUAAGCCUGGCAGAGAUGGCGAACCCGGAUAUAAAGGUGAAAGAGGAUUGAGUGUUAAAGGAGAGCCUGGAGAACCAGGAAGACCUGGAGUACAUGGAGCAAAAGGAGAUCCUGGUCCCGAUGGAGUUAAGGGAGACGCAGGUGACUGUGCACCUUGCAAUAUUACGGAUGGAUUAAAAGGUGAUAGAGGCGAACAAGGAGAAAAGGGAGAACAAGGAGUCGCUGGUAGGGAUGGACUUCCUGGAGAUAAAGGAGACCUAGGACCUGAGGGAAUUCCUGGACCAGUUGGUUCCAUGGGACCCCCAGGACCUCCCGGAAUUAGAGGAGAGCCAGGACCCAGAGGGGAAAAGGGAGACAUGGGACCAUUUGGUUUCCCAGGUGACAAGGGUACAGAGGGUCCAAGAGGUUUCCCAGGUCCAGCGGCUCCUAAAGGUGUUAAAGGAGAACCCGGAAUAUCUAUGAAAGGUAGCAUUGGUUUCCCCGGCCCUCCAGGCGUAAAAGGAGAGAGAGGAUUGCCAGGACCACCAGGAAAAGAUGGACCACAGGGACGACCUGGUUUGACAGGAUUCAGUGGAGAAAAAGGAGAUACCGGAGAACCUGGAAUAGGUGGUCUUCCUGGAGCACCUGGAGAAAAAGGAGACACUGGUCUAAUUGGGCCCAAAGGACCUGCUGGAGUGCCUGGAAUGCCCGGAAGCGAAGGAGUAAAAGGUGAACCUGGAUUGACUGGUGAACCCGGUAAAGUAGGUCUCCCUGGAUUCCCAGGCGCAAAAGGGGAUAGAGGCGAAGCCGGUAACGAUGGAUUUAGAGGAUAUCCAGGACGACGAGGACUUCCUGGCGUUGCCGGAAUUCCUGGCGCAGACGGGCUUCCCGGAUUGAAGGGAGAAAGAGGACCCAAAGGAGAUACAGGAUUCCCUGGACUUCCUGGAAUGGAAGGAAAGCCUGGAAGACCUGGUUUCUCUGGACCCAAAGGAGAUUAUGGAUACCCAGGUCCCACAGGUUUACCUGGACCUAUUGGCUACGAAGGAAUUAAGGGAGAUACAGGACCUCCUGGUUUCCCGGGAAGAAAAGGAGAACCAGGACAGGUUUCUGAAAAGGGACAAAAGGGUGAAGUUGGUAUGCCUGGAAUUCGUGGUCCGAUGGGUCCUCCUGGUAGAGAUGGAUUGGACGGAAUAAAGGGAGAACCUGGACCGGCAGUAUUUGGAUUGGAUGGUGCGCCUGGAGAGAAGGGAGAUGCUGGACGCCCUGGACAACCUGGUCUGGAUGGACUUCAAGGAGAAAAGGGUGACACUGGUGUUACUGGAUUCAUUGGACCAAAAGGAGAUACUGGAUAUCCUGGACAACCUGGAGCACCUGGAAUACCGGGAAUCGAUGGUUUGCCUGGUGAGCCUGGUGAAAUUGGACCUCAAGGUCCACCAGGAUUCCCAGGACUUGAUGGCGAGGUUGGCUUACCUGGAAGACCUGGUCUAGAUGGACUGAAAGGAGAUAGAGGACCUAUAGGACCUCCUGGAGUCAUUGGAGAGUUUGGUUUCGAAGGAGAGAAAGGAGAUCGAGGACCUCCGGGUUUGACAAUAGAUAUCAAAGGAACCAAAGGUGAACCUGGACUUCCUGGUCUCCCUGGAGAAGAGGGAAUGAAGGGUGAUAGAGGAUAUGAAGGAGCUGUUGGUUUCACCGGUGAAAAGGGUGAGAGAGGAGAACAUGGACUCAUUGGAAAUCCUGGACCUCCUGGUGCACCUGGCCUUAAAGGUGAACGAGGUCCGGUAGGAGUUUCUGGUCCCCCGGGAGUAACAGUGAAGGGAGAAAAGGGAUUGCCUGGACUUAUGGGUAAACACGGAAGGGAUGGAUUCCCAGGAAUUCCUGGAGAAAAGGGAGAACAAGGAUUGCCUGGACUGCCUGGAGCAAAGGGAGACCGCGGACCGUUUGGGCCAAUUGGACCCCAGGGCGAAAAAGGAGAUUUAGGACAUCCUGGACCCUCUGGAUUACCUGGGCGUGAAGGUGCUCCUGGACUUGAAGGAAUGCCUGGACUGCCAGGAGAGAGAGGACCUAAGGGAGACCAAGGGCCUCCUGGACUGUUUGGUGCUCCUGGGCAAAAGGGAGACCAAGGAAUUCCAGGUUUGGAUGGACUUGAUGGCAUUUCUGGUGAAAAGGGUGAUCGAGGCUGGGAUGGUCCAGAAGGGCCUCCAGGUCAUCCAGGCGAGAAAGGUGAUAAGGGAUAUCCUGGAAUUCCUGGAGUGGUGGGAGCAAUUGGAUAUGCUGGUAUCAAGGGAGAGAAGGGUGAUGACUGUGAGACUAUGCCACCUGGACCUAAAGGAGAACGAGGUUUUCCUGGGGCACCUGGACAACCUGGAUACCCUGGAGAGAAAGGAAAUGUAGGAAUAGCUGGAUUCCCUGGAAGGGGUGGUGCUAAAGGUGAAAUUGGAUACAUUGGUUCCCCUGGAUCUCCUGGACUCCCUGGAAAACCAGGUCUCGAUGGUCCUGUGGGUCCACCUGGACUUCAAGGACAGCCUGGAUUCCCAGGUUUGAAGGGAGAACAAGGUGCACCUUGUGAUAUUACUCCAGACUAUUUGACUGGAAUUUUGUUAGUCAAACACAGUCAAAGUCAAUCUGUUCCCACUUGUGAACGUGGUCAUAUCCAAUUGUGGGAAGGUUACAGUCUUCUCUUUACUGACGGAGAUGAGAGAGCUCACUCUCAGGAUCUAGGUUAUGCUGGCUCGUGUGUAAGAAAGUUCUCGACGAUGCCGUUCCUGUUUUGCGACGUCAAUGACGUCUGUCACUAUGCCAGUCGGAAUGAUCGUUCUUAUUGGCUCUCCACCAAUAGUCCAAUACCAAUGAUGCCCGUGGAGGAUACGGGUAUAGAAGAAUACAUUUCCAGAUGCGUUGUAUGCGAAGUGCCAGCAAGUGUAAUAGCAGUGCACAGUCAGUCCACAGCUAUUCCAGAAUGUCCGAACGAUUGGUCGAACCUCUGGAUUGGAUACAGUUUUAUCAUGGCAAUAAAGUGGAUUUGCGCUUCCGAAAACUGGUGCCACACAGCGAUUUCCGUUGAGAGGAGCGGCGGUACUAAAAGGGGCGGAUGUGUUCACUCAAGCGUGACGAACAACAGAGGACCGCUCUGCGACUUUAGUAACGCUGAGAACAAGCACUAA
Messenger RNA from Belonocnema kinseyi, 5277 nucleotides. RefSeq names its product collagen alpha-1(IV) chain (gene Col4a1). Gene Ontology annotation, cellular component: collagen trimer. The transcript is spliced from 25 exons. Gene Ontology annotation, molecular function: extracellular matrix structural constituent; nucleic acid binding. The record is from RefSeq and is a predicted model, not a curated record. The coding region runs from base 1 to 5277 and encodes 1758 amino acids. Lineage: Eukaryota; Metazoa; Arthropoda; Insecta; Hymenoptera; Cynipidae.